Chara braunii is the source of this 4622-nucleotide messenger RNA. Lineage: Eukaryota; Viridiplantae; Streptophyta; Charophyceae; Charales; Characeae. The record is from the annotation of a GenBank genome assembly.
CAUCGGACACAGUGCCACGUAAGCAGUGCCACAUCAGAAGUGCCACGUCAGCAACAUGACGGGCCUGCUAGGCCAACUGGCCAAUGAGCCCAUUGCGGAGUACAAAAAGCGCUUCCAGGCUCAGCUCGCUGUAAUCGAGGCUGAGGAACAACGCCAGCUGGCAGCCAAGGCUGCCCAGCUACAGGCUGACGAAGCGGCAGCAGCAGAGAAGCUCCGGCUACAGGCCGAAGCAGACGCAGAUGCCCAGGCUCGCCGCAAGGAAGCCCAGGAUGUGCUCCAGCGCCAUGAAGCCAGCAGCAUCGACAGACUCAAGUUCUGGCACUUUGAACCGAAUGGCGACGAGGAAACACCGGAAGAGCAGCAUAAGGAGUUCUUGGCCAAGCUAGUGACCAAGUUGGUUUACACGUGUAACCACCUACAGUCCGAGCUGCCGAACCUCCAGCGGGCCGUGCGGAACCAUAAGACUCAGCAUGAGGAUGCCACACGGGCACUGGACGCCCGUGUACAAGACUUGGAACAACUUCCACCAAGACCAGAUGCUGGGGCUUCAAACAAUGCAUCCUCUAGCCGCCAACUGGAGGAACGCGUUGACCACGUGGUGGCAAUGCUCGGCAACAUCAGCACCUUCACUGCGUCGACCACCAUCAGCAGUCAGCUGCAUACCUUGAAGACUGAGUUCCAGCAGCUGCAGUCGACGAACGCAGAUGGCAAUCCGAAGUUGUACAAAAUGCCAACUUUCCAACUGGACAGGUUCGACGACUACACGCAGCAGGAUCCGGUCCUCUGGUGGGAAGCAUUCACAACGCAACUCAGGAUUCUGCCCGUCGCCAAGCACGCGUACAUCGGCGCCCUGUUCAUGAACUCAAAGGGCGGAUGCCAGACCUGGUUCACCCACCUGGCAACCUCCCACGGCGUCGACGUACCGGACUUGAAGGACAAAAUCACAUGGGAGGAACUGACACGGCUAUGGAAGAAGCGGUUCAUCGUCGACGACGCGCCAACACUCGCCAUCAACCGUCUGUUCACCAUGUCACAGGGCAACACUGCAACACGGGAUUGGCUCACGGAGUGGCAGAAGAUUGCGGCAGUGCCCAAUCUGGACUUGCCAUUCAUGCAUUUACGUCGUGAGUUCUACAACAGGUCCUGUGCUGCAUUGAGCCAGGCUCUUGGUGAUCGCGAGCAGUACUCAACCUUCGCUGAGAUCAUUGACAAGGCGAGGGAAAUCAUCAAGACCAACAGGUCAGCUGCGCACGAGAAGUCAACAUGGCAGCCGACCUAUGUGGUGAAGGUACGAACUGGUCUGCGACAGCAGCACUUCGCUGCAGUCCAGUCGAUCAGUGGAGAUAACCCAGCAGCCACUCCAGCAUCAAGUGACGGAGAUCAGGUGGCUGUUGUCCAGCCGCGAAGCAACAACAAGUCCCGCAAUAAUGGGAAGGCAAAAUCCGCAUCGCAGGCCGGAAAUGGACAGCGAGUACAAGUUCCAUGGGUCAAGGUCGGCUUGACCGAGGCGGAGUAUAAUGUCCGCGGCCGCUACGACAUCUGCUAUUGGUGCAACAGCACCAAGCACAAGACCUCCCUGUGCCAGGAUCAGGGCAAGGAUACCAGCUCCGUUGAUGGACGCCGGAGCAGAGGUUGUCGACCUUCACGCUUACAUCGCGAAGAUCGACGCGAGUUCAAGAUGCAACGGUACAAUGACAUCGACGCACCAUUGCUAUACCUACGCAUUCAGAUUGGAGAGGCGACCUGCAGUGCCUUGAUCGAUUGCGGAGCAUGUCGCAACUACAUCAGCCAGGACUUCAUGGUGCGCGCCGGCCUUGGCCCACGCGUCCGGAGGAAGUCCCAGCCUACGCAAGUCACGUUGGCGGACGGUCAUACGCACAAGUCCAUCGACCGAUGCAUUGACGCCGUCCCAGUGUACUUUGCCCCUCACGCAAGUGAGGCGGUGUCCUUUGACAUUCUGGACACCAAAUUCGACAUGAUCUUGGGCAUGUCAUGGCUGCGAAGCGAGGAUCACCCGGUGAACUUCUUUCACCGCACCGUUCACAUCCGUGAUCGGAACGGAGUACUAGUUCCAUGCACGGUGCCUCUUCCUCAUCCUUCGAUCAGCUGCCACAUGGUAUCCGUCACAAGCAUGCGAGCUUCCAUCAUCAGAGACGACGUCGAGGAGAUGGGGGUGUGUUUUCUCCACGCCCUUCCGCCCCAUGACGCUUCAUCGACGGACUCACCUUCGGAUCCACGCAUCACCGAACUUCUCGACGCCUACAGCGACGUAUUCGAAGGCCCGCACGGAGUAGUACCGGAUCGACCCAUCCGCCACGAGAUCAUCCUCGAGGACGGGGCCACGAUCAGAAACGCCGGCCCUCUCCCAAGUAUCGACGAUCUUCUCGAGCGACUGGGCGGCGCCAAGUUCUUCUCCAAGCUCGAUCUCAAGUCAGGAUAUCACCAACUCGAGAUUCUCAAGGAGGACCGUUACAAGACUGCGUUUAAGACGCGAUAUGGGCAUUUCGAAUGGCUGGUUAUGCCAUUUGGCCUUACGAAUGCCCCGACCACUUUCCAAGCGUCUAUGACAACGGAGUUCCGACACAUGCUGGAUCGAUACGUACUUAUCUACCUCGACGACAUCCUGGUGUACAGUACAGCCGGAGUUUGGAGGAGCAUGUGGAACACUUGCGCAGCGUUUUGGAGCGGCUACGACAAGCCAAGUACAAGGCCAACCGCGACAAUGCCUCCCAUCAACUCGCUUGAUGAUGCAAGGAAGAAGGAGCUUCUCGCAUUCGUCAUGGCUCUCAAGCGAUGGCGGCACUUCCUCCUUGGGCGUCGUAGGUUCACAUGGGUUACGGACAACAAUCCAUCGCAGCACUUCAUCGACCAGUUUGACUUCACACCGAAACAUCUUCCCGGCCUCUCAAAUCGCGCAGCAGAUGCACUCUCGCGAAGACUUGAUCUUUGCGCUAUGACACAUCAUGCCUUCGCAUUCGACGAGGAGCUUCAGCGACACUUCAUCCGGGCAUAUGAGUCUGAUCCGGACUUCGCUACGCUGUAUGCACAGCUAUCUUCGAAUCACCCACCGGCCAGCCACUAUCGCAUUGCCGACGGGUACUUGCUCCGCCACUCGAGAGGCAAGGACUUACUAUGUGUCCCACGCGACCGCCGUCUUCGGACUCGCCUCCUCGGCGAGUAUCAUGAUUCGCGACUCGUCGGCCAUUUCGGAGUCAACCGCACUAUUGCACGGCUUCGACAACGAUUCCGAUGGCCCGAUCUCAUUACCGACGUCACUCGGUAUUGCGAAUCUUGCGAAGUUUGCCGACGCAGCAAGCCCCGCAACCGCAAUCCCUACGGCGAGUUACGCCUGAUACCUAUCCCACGGGAAGCUGGUCUCUCCAUUGCCAUGGACGUCACCGGUCCCUUUCCUCGCGACCGGCUCGGGCACGACGGCAUCCUCACGGUGGUGGACCGAUUGAGUGAGUUUGCGUGUUUUCUCCCUUGCAAGUACUACUCCACGGCUCCCGAGUUGGGACGCCUCUUGCACACUGGUUGGAUUUGUGGCCACGGUGUAGCAGAAGACAUAGUCAGCGACCGCGACACUCGUUUCAUGUCAGCAUUUUGGACUGCGCUCAUGCAGGAGUCCGGCACGACGAUGAAACCAAGUUCGGCUCGGCAUCCACAGACGGACGGGCAAACGGAGCGGGCACAUCAAACCUCUCAAAUGAUGCUUCGUACGCUCAUCCGUCCGGACCAGAAAGAUUGGGUUGACCGCCUCCCCAACAUCGAGUUCGCCUACAACACUUCGGUGCAUCCGGCGAUCAGCGUGACUCCAUUCGAGUUGCACCACGGUGGACGGAAGGGCCGGAUCUUCGCCGACCUUCUCCUCCCUCGACCAGCCAACAUUGACGCUGCCUGCUCUCCCGCUUCCGUCCGGAAGUACAGGGAAUUGCUGACUCAAGCCCGCGCAAACAUGCAAAAGGCUCAAGUCCGCAUGCAGCAGCAAGCCAACAGGCGUCGCGUACCAUGUCCCAUCCGCGCCGGUGAUCUGGUUUGGGUCUCCGCGGAAGAAUUUGCACUGGAACAGGAUGUUUCACGCAAACUGCUUCCCAAGUGGUUUGGACCUUGGUCUGUGACAGCAGCCGCGGGCGAUGAGCCCGAUGGCCCUUCAUUUAUGAUCAACAUUCCAAAGCAUCUGACGGUCCAUCUGGUCUUCCACGCCUCGAAGCUGGCAACAUACACGCCAGCCAAGAGCGACGACUUUCCGGGCCGACGAUCGCAGGACCCUCCUUCUAUGGAUGGUCAUCAGGAAGUUGACUGCGUCAUCACCGAUCGCAAGUACGGCAGCAAGCCGCGGCAGUACAAAGUCACAUUCAAAGCAUGCGAUCGCGACAACACUCGGUGGAUUUCAAACGCAGAUUUGAAAGCAUCCGCACCGCUGAUCUACGCGCAUUAUGAAAAGCGGAGGUUCGCUCAGGAAGCUUCACGACCAGCCCCUCCCACCCGGACUGUGGUCCCUCCCUCAGACAGACAGCUUCGCCCUCGCAGGUAAGCUAGGUUCUUCAAGGAGGGGGGAGUGUUGCAUACUGCGUAGCCACACAGGCCCUGCAGGGCCCGUCCCGGACAUUCAGCCUAAAAGC